GGCCACGCUAAUCCUCCUCUGUCUUCGAUACACCUUUGUCUCGCUGCGCCCCCUCCUUUGGUCUGCUUGAAAUACUGAAAGCACAGCGCUGAACCUGUGUCUCUUAACGACGACCCGAAAAUUAGUUCACGCACGUUUUCGCAUCUGGCUUUACUAGCAAACCACCGAUGAACAACGCGUCUCGCCAUGAUCAGGCAGCUCUGCUGCCACCAUUGUUCAAACUAGGACAAGCAGAUGGAUUCUUUAGCUCUGGACGCACGAUGUCAGUCGACUUUUCUCCUCGAGAUAACUCCAUGGCCUUGUACGCAACACCGACAGGGGAUCCUCAAAGCUCGCGCGGAAAAGGCUCUGUUACAGCCUCUGAUACAUCCAUAUACAUUGCUAGAGCAGACCGCCCGCCCGCUCAUGAGAGGAGACUUUUCAUCGUGGAAACCUUCAGGGCAUUCGGCCCCGUGCAGGAUCUGACGUCGUCGCCGCCUGAAGUAGCGGAGAAAAUACUGGCCGAGGUUGAGCCUGCGGAAGCCCUAAAAAAACUUGCCAUUGACUACGUCAACUUCUGCGCCGAAUGCACCGCGUAUAGCUACGGUCCCAAGGGUCGAGAAGGGCUGCUCCAAUAUCCGGCUGAUCACUACGAAAGUCUGUAUGCGACUAUGGACCUUUUUCAGCUACUAUAUCUUCCCGGCGCGAAUUGGCAGGACGUCCCGAUUGGAGAGCCGCUGUUGGAGUGGCUCAACAAACAUUAUAUAGACCCCAGCCCGAUUGGCGGCGACCACUUGUGCAAUCUAGAACGGCCAUGGGAAGAUGACGAGUACUGGCCCUAUCUCACGAGAGCCGUGCUGAGAGGACUUACCGAAACGUGCACCAUCUUCCUUGAUCGGCUCCAAAGUCAUCCACUCUUUGCAUUGCGCGAGCUGGCAGCUCUUCUUAGCAGGCUGCUCAACGAGCGCCCGCGCAUGUUGAAGAGUGCUACAGACAAAGAAUUCAUAAUAAACACCCGGCGGUGGAAGCACAGGUUCCAGGAGCUCCGCAUCAAGCUCGGCCGUGUCGCAGAGCAGGACCGCGAUGAUGGCUUCGACAACUGGUGGGAGCGCCUCAACGAGAUUACGGGCGUCCUCGAAGGUCGUCAGCAGGUGAUGAAGAGGGUAUGCUCGAAUUUGGGACUUGACUGGAAGGAGCGCGUGAUUCUGUAUUGCAUUCACGUGAACCCUCGCUUGCAUAGGGAUACUCUUCAGACACUCACGGCGCAGAUCUUGGAGGAAGCACCUUGCAAUGCUUCAGACCCGUUGGAUGUGGUCCUCUCAUCGCUUUUCCUUGUAGAGACAACAGAAGCGUUGUCUGCUGCGGCGCGGGUGGACAUAUGGCUCGCGGCACAUCUCGCGGAUUUGAUGGAGGCGGGACAAGCCAUUCGACCUGAACGCGACGACUCGGGACUAACAUUGCGCGAACACUAUCUCAUCGCGUACGCCGAGUAUCUGCGCGCCAACCCUGAGCUAUGGCGGAUCACUGUCAAAUACUUAUGCGCAUGCGGAGAGGUAGGUAAGCGGAUGGCAGACGAGGUGCUGCUCCGCGUGCCUUUCAAGGUGGAAGUCCAUGAGCCCACGAACGAAGACGACGAAAGCGUUCAGAGCCCACUGCUUCGGGAGCUCAACAAAACGUGCUUUGAACUUGGCCGAGAGGAAACCAGGCGGAUGAUCUGCAAGGUGGCAGCGCAGCAAGUCAUGCAGCAGCGGCAAUACGGUAUGGCAGCGACGUACAGCGUACUGGCAGAGGACUGGGAGGGACUGGGACGCAAUAUUGAUUGCAUGCUUAUGGAGUACUUCGAGCGAGGUCCUGAGGAGUAUGUGCGGCUCGCGAAGCAGAUUGCGCCGUCAUUGCUAAAAAUAGAGCCGGACGCCACAAACGCCAUCUUUCUCCGUCGCGUACACUUCGCACUGUGGUAUGCCGACUUCCACGAUCAGAGAAUGAAGGGCGACCUUGCGGGUGCUGCUUCCGACUUACUCCAUAUGUUCCGUCGGGACAUUGCACCGAUAUCGUGGUGGGCUGUGCUCCUGUCCGAUGCCGCGGAGCUGCUCCAGAGCGGAACAACGAUGACGUUCCAAACCAAUGAGGCCUCAUUACUGCUCCGAAUCUUGUCAGAGGUGACCAAUCGCUCGGAGCAAGACGCAGCAGAUGAUUAUCUGCCUCUGUUGGCGAAGACGACGCAAGGCGGCGACUACCCUUCCGCACUGCAGCGCCUGCAGAUCGUGCGGCUGAUUCUGCAUAAGUACUAUGCAAAGUGCAGCUUGGCUGGUACGGGAAAAAGGACAGCUGUUCCUAUGAUGUACUGAACAGUAUCUGGAUGGUAUUUAUUUGUAGUGAGUAGGUAGUGCUAAUGCGAGUUCCGGCUCUUGCAUUGUCACAUUAUCAGAAUACUCGUCGACUCCUAACCCUCUGCACUGUGGCCAGGCUUCUUGCAAUUACGCGGAUGUGAGACUCUCGGAGGCUGCGUCGGACGGAUGUUGCACUUGAACGGGUAUCAAAUCUCGAACGAACCCAAUCUAGAUACGGUCGUUGGGCUUAUGUGUGGGCGAAAGGCCUAGCCAUACAGAAACGUUCUCAAUUCAGCUUCGAUUCUGC
Laetiporus sulphureus 93-53 is the source of this 2616-nucleotide messenger RNA. RefSeq lists its product as uncharacterized. The transcript has 10 exons. Gene Ontology annotation, biological process: positive regulation of DNA-templated transcription; protein import into nucleus; mRNA export from nucleus. The coding region runs from base 168 to 2327 and encodes 719 amino acids. Gene Ontology annotation, cellular component: nuclear pore outer ring. Gene Ontology annotation, molecular function: structural constituent of nuclear pore. The record is from RefSeq and is a predicted model, not a curated record. NCBI's taxonomy places the organism in Eukaryota, Fungi, Basidiomycota, Agaricomycetes, Polyporales, Laetiporaceae.